UUUUGACUCUGUCUUGCUAUCACGUGAUUUGUGGGAAGAUGUUUACAAAUAUAAGUGAUUUUUUCCCAAAACAACUAUAAUUUAACAACAUUUUUGGAGUUUUAUCUGCAAGACAUGUAUAGAGGAACAAAAUGAAUGGUGAUGGUCCCCAUGUAAAUGAACGGCAAUCACUUCAAACUAGACUUCUUGAUGCCGUAAAACAGUGCCAGGUGAGAUUUGGGGGGAGAACAGAGCUUGCCACUGAGACUGAUUCUAGGGUAUCAUGCUUGUGUUCAGCAUGGGAAAGCGUGCUUCUUCACGGUCUCCGAGGGGAAACCAAGACCCUGGCUGCUCUCAAGCAAGUCACAGAGAUCACUGGCCUCAACAAAGUAGCUGGAAUAUUUACAGAGAAACCAGCUGACAAAGACAUAUCCUUUUGGGGUUAUGUGAAGGAAGUGCUCACGAAACAUGAAGCUGAGAGGUUUAUGGCUCUGAAGAACAUCAAGACGGACUCUGGAAGGGGUCGGGCCUGGCUGCGGGCCUCACUCAAUGAACACUCCCUUGAGAGAUACAUGCAUAUGCUCAUAGAAAACCCUGCCAUCAUCGGGCAGUACUAUGAGGGCUGGUCAUACCUACAGGAUCAGGAGAAGAGCAGCAUGCUCCCCAUGAUGGCUCGUGGUCUUGACUCGAUUCUGUUUGCUGUGACGGUUGACAACGUGGAUCUGAAUGCUGUGCACCAGAUCACCACACCCAUGGUUCAGGCUGGUGGUGCUGUCUCCACCCCUCUUAAACCCCAGGCUGAACUGAGGCCAGUCAUCGCCGGGGAGAGUCCACCAGACCAGGAAAAAGAAGUGGUAGUUAAAAAGAAAGAAAAAAAGAAGAAAAAGAAAGUUGCCCAUAUAGUGAGUUUUGAUGAGGAUGCAUCGGGCUCAGGCACUUUCUCACGGGUGGGAAACUAUGGGAAAUCUGGGAGCUUCAGCCUCGAGUCCCCUCUAGACUCGCCAACAAUACUGGCAAAUGAUAAUGAACAGCCAACCUUUUCCACACACACAGUGACAAAAAACAAUAUUGGUGCUAGAAGUGAUUUUCAAACUAUCAAUCAAUCAAAAUCUGUGACACAAGCAGUGGACAUCAAAUCAAAAGCUGGCAUAGAGUCCAGCAGGACAGGAAGUGCAAUGGGCAGUCUGAGUGAGAUGAGGCGGAAUCCUAGCAUUGCCAGCUCCAGACGGAGUCAAGGGUCAAUAGACUCAACAGAUUUUGAGCUUAGUAUGGAGAUCAGUGGUGCGGUGAUGACCCCGAUCUCCCCGGAGGGCCACUCCGCCCUCAAUGACAACAGUGGCUCAUAUGGGUCGAACAGUCUGUCUGCCUUCCAAGAUGAGGACAUCCAGUCGGCAACGUUUGCCCUACAGCAGGCACAGAACAGUUUUAACGCAAGUCACCGGACACAAGGAGAUGGGGGAAACAUGGCGGAAGACAUCCACAAUGACAAGAUGUCAACAGAGGAGCUGAAGAAGGCCGUGGUAUCCAUGAUGCUGCGGAAGGAUGAGGUCGAGGAACAAAACAAGAUUAUGAAGCAAAUGUUGGAACAAGAGAUGGAGACGUCAUCGUUGCUUCGGGCGGAGAUUGAGGACAUGAAGCACCAGGCUGAUGUCAGACAGGAAAAGGAGGCUGCCAAGCUACUGGCAUUGCAGAAGGAAAAUGAGCUGUUAAAGCAUCAGUUACGGAAGUAUGUAAAUGCAGUCCAGAUGUUGAGAACAGAAGGCACCACUGUAGAUGAGAACCUGGGUAUCAAAAUGGAGGAUCCCCAGCCUAGCAUCCCACCAGAGAAAUCAAGCACUGACUACAGCCAUGAAGCAGAGGAGUACGAGAAAAAACUCAUACAGGUUGCAGAGAUGCACGGGGAGUUGAUGGAGUUCAACGAGCUGCUACACCGCCAGCUUAACCUGCGGGAACACAUGCUCAAACGCCUCCAGAAUGAGCUCAUCGACCUAAGGGGACCGCUUCCCAAUGAUAUUAACUUCACAGACGACUUGCUGGCUCUUGGGGCCGAAAGUUUGAAGAUGCAGCAGACCACUCUUAUAAAUGUGUGGAUACCGUCAGCCUUCUUGAGAGGGAAAACUUCAGACACCCAUCAUGUAUACCAGGUUUAUGUUCGUAUACGUGAUGAAGAAUGGAAUGUGUACAAGAGGUACAAGCAGUUCAACGAUCUUCACUCCGAGAUGAAGAAGAAAUACCCACUCACGGCCAAGUUUGACUUUCCACCUAAAAAGUCCUUUGGGAAAAAGGACAGUAAGGUGGUGGAGAGCCGUCGUCUCGUGCUGCAGACAUACCUCCGCUCCCUCAUCAACCACCUACUAGAAAAACAGUCCACCCUCGCUGGCAAUGCCUGUAAACAGUCACUCCUGGACGUUCUGCCCUUUUUCAGUGACAAGUCUGUGGAGGACAAGAAAAAGAAGAAAUCUGAGGGCAGUAGAACCCCGCUGUCAUCUAGCCCCCCAGCAGUACCACUACCGGAACAGUAUGGGGGGUUAUAGCCCCACUAUGUAAUAGGGUGGUUAUAACCUCUUUGCAUAUUAGGGGUUUAUAGCCCCACUUUGUAAUUGGGCAGUUAUAGCCUCACUGCUUUAUUGGGGGUUAUAGCCCCACCAUGUUAUAGGGAGGUUAUAGCCUGACUGUGUUAAAGGGGGUUAUAGCCAAACUAUAUAAUAGGGCUGUUAUAGCCUGACUGUUAUAGGAUGUUAUAGACCCAGUAUGUAAUAGGGAGGUUAUAGCCUGACUGUGUUAUUGGGGGUUAUAGCCAGACUAUGUUAAAGGGAGGUUAUAGCUUGACUGUGUUAUAGGGGGUUAUAGCCAAACUAUGUAAUAGGGCAGUUAUAGCCUGACUGUUACAGGGUGUUAUAGGCCCACUAUGUAAUAGGGAGGUUAUAGCCUGACUGUGUUAUAGGGGGUUAUAGCCAAACUAUGUUAUAGGGAGGUUAUAGCAUGACUGUGUUAUAGGGGGUUAUAGCCAAACUAUGUUAUAGGGAGGUUAUAGCAUGACUGUGUUAUAGGGGGUUAUAGCCAAACUAUGUUAUAGGGAGGUUAUAGCAUGACUGUGUUAUAGGGGGUUAUUGUCCUACUAUGUUAUAGGGAGGUUAUAGCUUGACUGUGUUAUAUGGAGUUAUAGACCCAGUAUGUUAUAAUGAGGUUAUAGCUUGACUGUGUUAUAGGGGGCUAUAGACCCACAAUGUAAUACUGAGGUUACAGCUUGACUGUGUUAUAGGGGAUCAUAGCCCCACUAUGUAGUAGGGUGGUUUUAGCCUCACUGCAUUUUAUUGGGUUAUAGCUCCAUGUUGUAGCCUCACUGUGUUACAUGGGGAUAUUGCCCCAUUGUAUUAAUGGGAGUUUUAGUAAAACUGGUUUUAGACAGUUAUAGCCCAACUGGGUUACAGGUGAUUACAGCCCCACAGUGUAAUAGGGUGGUAAAGCCUCCUUAAUAUUUUAUUAUUAUUUUUUUUUUGCCGAAAUUUUCAUUUGUUUGACUUCCAUGUUACUUCUUUGAUGUGCAUUCCAAAAGUUUAUGUUACAGAGGAAUUGUUUGUUAAAGAAUUAUGAAAAAGAACUCUUUAAUUGCAUGCCAUGUUACCACAUAAUAUUAUAUCAUAUAUGGGCUGUAUGUAUUGCUGUCACUUGUUCAUAUUUGAAGAUUUGUUGUUGUCCAUUUUUCGUCUAUUAUAAGUUUAUAAAGUCAAUGAUGUAACAUUAUUGCAACAUAAUAUGUUUCAUUUUUAAGAGAUUGUUUCAUAUAGGGUAUUUACCUGCUCAGUAAGUUAUGGCCAAAAGUGCUGUCCUUCUGACCACAAUAUGUUUUAAUGGUCAAAAUUAGUUUUUGUUACUGAGGUGAAACAGUGUUUAAAUGUCUCUACUUUCUUAACCCCCAAUAACUAAACAGACACAGAAACAUGUAUUAUAAAACCAUGGAAACAAUCCCAGUAGCCUUGUCAUUUUGAUGGAGUUUAAUCUUUAGAACUUUUUGCAACUUGUUAAUGUUUCCACAUUUUUCAUUAUUGUAUCAGAACAAGUUACAAGUUCAUCACUCAAAUUAUUUCAUAGCUUGAUGCUUCGCCAUGCUGGUUGGGUUUCGCAUAAGAAUUAUUAUCAGAGAAUGUGUUUACUGUUAAUUAAUUUUUUUAUAUCGAGCAUCUGGAUUAUAUCGCACCAUAUCAUGUCAGUAUGUCUAGUAGUUUUAUUAGACAAUACCGAGAGUUGACAGUAUUUGGUAUACCAUUAUUUGAAUGAUGAAAUAGGUAUCUACAAUCCUUUAGUAUGACCUAAGUGUUAAUGGUGCAAUUUAGCUUAGCAUAUUUUAAGGGGCCAGUGCAAUUUACCUGGCAUUUCUCAAAGUGCGUUAAUGUACUUGCAAUGCUAUAAACUGUGUAUAAUGUAUGAAAUUUUAAAUAUUGCUUAUAUGGUACUUUUAGAGUAUAUUUAUGGAAUAUAAAAUUCUGAAUAAAUAUUUUAAAUAUAA
Mya arenaria is the source of this 4486-nucleotide messenger RNA. RefSeq names its product sorting nexin-29-like. Gene Ontology annotation, molecular function: phosphatidylinositol binding. The record is from RefSeq and is a predicted model, not a curated record. Bases 132 to 2513 code for a protein of 793 amino acids. Lineage: Eukaryota; Metazoa; Mollusca; Bivalvia; Myida; Myidae. The transcript has 22 exons.